Molecule: messenger RNA, 1086 nt
Organism: Mesorhabditis spiculigera
Lineage: Eukaryota; Metazoa; Nematoda; Chromadorea; Rhabditida; Rhabditidae
Source: the annotation of a GenBank genome assembly
AUGGACUGGGUGAAGGGGCUGCUCGGCAUCAGAACCCUCAAAAAGGGCACCAAAAUCUGGUCGGCCACCACGCCGUACGUCAUCGAGAAGCUGCUCGGCGAGGGCGGCUUCGGGGCCGUUUAUAAGGUUCACGUCGCCGGCGACCCGUCCCUCACUUACGCCAUGAAAAUCGAGCAGCGCCGUCGGCCCGGGAAGGAGCUGAAGCUGAAGAUGGAGCUGAAAAUCCUCCUCGCUGCGGGCGAUAGUGACCGUCGCUGCCUCCACUUUACCAAACUCAUCGACCGGGGCAGCCGACCGGAAUUCGUCUUUAUGGUAAUGGAACUCGUCGGCAAGUCGGUGAAGGACGUGCAGCGUGAGCGUCGCGGCAAGGUGUUCACCAUCUCCACGGCCUGCCAAGUCGCCGAGCAGACGCUUGAAGCCCUCGAAGACAUGCAUGCACUCGGAUAUAUCCAUCGCGACAUCAAGCCGUCCAACCUGACGAUCGGCGUCGGCGCCAAGCGCCACAUUGUCUACCUGCUCGACUUUGGCAUCUCGAGAAAGAUUCGGAAUGAGGACGGAGAGAUUAAGUUGCCCCGCUGGAAGUGCACGUUUAAAGGGACGGUGAAGUACGCGUCGCUGGCAUGCCACACGCUGCGCGAGCAGAGCGGCAAGGACGACCUGGAGUGCUGGGUGUAUCUGUUUGCCGAGUUUGUGCAUCCUGGAGGACUCCCGUGGCGCAACAUGGACAACACGAAGGAGGUGUACCGCGAGAAGCGCAAGGCCCACGAACGCCCCCGCGACCUGUUCACCGGAUUCUCCAGGCCUGAGACCUGUCGCUUCAACGAUGGCUCAAUGUCUGCCCCUCUCGACUGGGUGCAGCGUCACUCCCCGGUCACGCCCGAGCAGUCGCGCUUGUCGGUGCGCCAGGACGCGACCAGCUCGCGCUACGGCGACGGCUAUCGGCCAAAGCAGGGACAGCCGCAGCAGCAGCCACAGCGCCCGCCGAGGAGGAGGAGCAGCAGCAGCCGGGGAAUGACUCGGUCGUCCACCAUCCACGCCAUUAGCCGGGACCGCCACCCGUGCACGCGCAAACUCGUCGACUCGGAU